This is a messenger RNA of Phycomyces blakesleeanus NRRL 1555(-), 801 nucleotides long. RefSeq lists its product as hypothetical. The annotation marks the transcript as partial. The record is from RefSeq and is a predicted model, not a curated record. Gene Ontology annotation, molecular function: ATP hydrolysis activity; microtubule motor activity; microtubule binding. Gene Ontology annotation, biological process: microtubule-based movement. NCBI's taxonomy places the organism in Eukaryota, Fungi, Mucoromycota, Mucoromycetes, Mucorales, Phycomycetaceae. The transcript has 7 exons. Gene Ontology annotation, cellular component: nucleus; microtubule; kinesin complex.
UUAAUUAGUGACCUGUUGCACGGUGAAAAUGCGCUUGUGUUUGCAUAUGGAGUCACGAACUCUGGCAAAACAUAUUCUAUUAUGGGUACACCUCAAGAUCCUGGACUUUUACCACGAACAUUGGAUGUGAUCUUUAACAGUGUGAAAUUAGAUGACAAAUUCGAGUACGGUAUCUGGGUAUCCUUUGCAGAGAUUUACACAGAAAAGAUCUACGAUCUACUCGUACCUCCAGACAGGCAAUUGAAACGUAGAGCCCUGUCUCUGAAGUACGAGUUCCGAAGUGGGCAUAAAUAUAUUUCCGGACUUAAAGAAGUCAAGGUUCAAUCCAUUGAGGAAGCAUAUGUGAUAUUAAGAGAGGGCCAGCGCAACAGAGCCGUGUUUUCUACCAUAAUGAAUCAGACAAGUAGCAGAAGCCACAGCGUGUUUACUAUCCGAAUUGUUCGAGAUCCUUCAUAUGUUACUGUGUCAAAGAUGUCUAUUGUUGAUCUGGCUGGAUCUGAAAGACAUCGAAAUACUUUCAAUUCCGGUCAAAGAUUAAAAGAAGCUGGCAACAUUAACAAAUCAUUGAUGGUUCUUGGACAAUGUAUGGAGACAUUACGUUUCAAUCAAUUGAAAGCAGCUAUGGGCAAGCGCCAAGCUGUUGUUCCAUUCAGGCACAGUAAAUUGACUGAAUUGUUCAAGAGUUCGUUUGAGGGAGACGGCAAAGCAGUUAUGGUGGUCAAUGUAAAUCCCUUUGACACCGGGUUUGAUGAGAAUAGCCAUGUCAUGAAAUUUGCAGCCGUAGCAAAGGAUGUAGCUACA